Capronia coronata CBS 617.96 is the source of this 1056-nucleotide messenger RNA. RefSeq lists its product as uncharacterized. The transcript has 2 exons. NCBI's taxonomy places the organism in Eukaryota, Fungi, Ascomycota, Eurotiomycetes, Chaetothyriales, Herpotrichiellaceae. Bases 1 to 1056 code for a protein of 351 amino acids. The record is from RefSeq and is a predicted model, not a curated record.
AUGGCGAUAAUGGAGAGGAAGCUGGGCUUACGGAGUGAUCACUUGUCUCUCACUCCCAAGAAAUACCGCGGAGAACCUGACGAUCCUCAUUUCAUUCCAGAUUCGCCUUUGAUCGAUAGGCAGACGCUCAGUGAACAAGAGGAGGGGGAGCUGAAACGAGUUUGCGCCUUGGUGCUGGCCCAUGUGCCACAUUCGGAUGAUGCCUCGGACGACCCUCUCAAAUACAUUGCGGCUCAUAUCCAGGAGGGCCGACCAGCACGUCAAAUACACUCCAAACCCGAACGAGCUUCGCAGUCAGCUCAUGUCCCUGGCACUACCUUCGCCAAUGUCAUUCAGAGAGGCACAGAUCUCAAAAUCGACACGGCGACCCCUUCUGAGGGCUCGCCCAGAUACACUUCAACCACAGACAACUUCACACCUCUGACGAGCGCUGGCUUAACACCUGGUGAGGCUGGCUCACGGCUUUCUGACACUGCGCGCAGAUCUGUGACGAGCACAAAAAAGCCGGGAAGCAGUCUCCGAAACGAGACACUGACAAGAACAAAAAGCCGGAAACCGUCCAACGCCGGCUUGCACAGGUCGCUCGAGGAGUGCGAGCGUCCACUUGACGCCACAUUCGUCGGGCGUACGCUCCGCCUUGUGCAGGACAGCCCAACAGGUCUAGGGAGCAGCAGCAACGAAUUCAUGGCAGGCACAUGGCAGUCUAGUCUAUCGGUUCCUGACUUGAACAAGAGUCUGCCUCCGCCUCCACCCGCCCCUCGGCCUGACUCGCGCGAUUCGGAUGAUUCCAAACAACCGCAUGUUAGCAGGUUGAUGAAGACGAUCCGCAAGAAGAAAAGUAUCACCGCCGAGAGCAGGAACGUAUCGUCUGGUUCGGCUCCACCUCUACCUUCAGCCGAGAAGGCAAAGGAAGCAGCAACUCUCCGACCUCGCAGCCGGACGGGCGCCACAACAGCAUCAGCCCAUGCACCUCCGCUGCCAGAGCCACCGAAGAGGAGGUUCCGUCUCCGUUUCUUUCCCCGACUACAUCGACCCGUGGACCUCGUUGUCAACUGA